Lottia gigantea (owl limpet) is the source of this 330-nucleotide messenger RNA. RefSeq lists its product as hypothetical. Gene Ontology annotation, molecular function: calcium ion binding. The record is from RefSeq and is a predicted model, not a curated record. NCBI's taxonomy places the organism in Eukaryota, Metazoa, Mollusca, Gastropoda, Lottiidae. The annotation marks the transcript as partial. The transcript has a single exon.
UUAAGGACACAUUGUCUGGAACGAGGAUGUGGUGGGAUUAGGGGAUUAGGAUUAAUGUUCCGGCAUCUGGAUAAAGAUUAUUCCAAACGAAUAACCCUAGACGAAUUCAAAGAUGGAAUAGAUUUCUAUGGAUUGAAAUUAUCGGAGAGCUAUGUCCGGAAAUUAUUUGAAGUCUUGGAUAAAGAUAAUUCUGGUGGGAUAGACUUCUGUGAGUUUAUGUUAGAGCUAAGGCCUGAGUUAUCACCACUUAGAAAACAAGUUAUUGAUGAAUGUUUCAAUUCUUUGGAUAAGAAUCAAGACGAAAUUUUAAAUAUCCACGACUUAAAAGGU